CAAACAUUUUUUUUUAAACUUUUUUCACAAUGUUUUCAAAUUGUGUUAUUACUAGAAACAUUCAGCAUAGUUGUAAAUUGUUAAUUGUUGGUGGAGGUUCUGGAGGAUGUACGAUGGCAGCUAAGCUCUCAAAAUAUGAACGUGAUGUGAUCAUACUGGAGCCUAAUGAUACGCACUACUAUCAACCUAUGUUCACGUUGAUUGGUGGUGGUAUGAAAACUAUUUCCCAGGCACGUUCUUCUACAAAAUCAGUGAUUCCAAAAAAUGUAAAUUGGAUCCAAGAUAAAGUCAAACAUUUUAAUCCAAAAGUAAAUAUAGUAACGACAUCAAAAGGAGAUACAAUUAAUUAUGAUUAUAUGGUGGUAUCUAUUGGAUUACAAUUUAAUUUUGACCAAAUCAUUGGCUUAAGAGAAGCUCUCGAUAGAAAAGAUAGUGGAGUAUGUACAAACUAUUCAUCUCAAUAUGUGGAAAAAACAUAUCAAGUUUUGCAGAAUUUCGAUAGUGGAAAUGCCAUAUUUACAUUUCCUAAUACACCAAUUAAAUGUGCUGGAGCCCCUCAAAAAAUUAUGUAUAUUACUGAAGACUAUUUAAGAAGAAAUGGUAAAAGAAGCAAGGCGAAUAUUAUGUACAAGACAUCCACACCUGCAAUAUUUGGAGUUAAAAAAUAUGCACAGAAGUUACAGCAAAUAUGUAAUGCACGUAAUAUUUCUGUUGGCUUAAGACAAAAUUUAAUAAAAAUAGAUUCUACUCAGAACAAAGCCACUUUUGAAUUUCUUGAUGUACCAAAUAAAACUGAAUCAAUAGAAUAUUCUAUGCUUCACGUUACUCCACCAAUGGGUCCACCAGACGUUUUAAUGAAAUCCAGUCUCAGCAACAGUGCUGGGUAUUUAGAUGUUGACCCUUAUACAUUACGUCACAAUGUUUAUGGAAACAUAUUUGGAAUUGGAGAUUGUACGAGUUGUCCAACAUCAAAAACAGGAGCUGCAGUGGCAGCUCAAAGUAUUGUUGUUCUUAAAAACAUGAUAAAUGUGAUGAAUGGUAAGGACAUCAAAGAAAAAUAUGAUGGAUACUCAUCUUGCCCAUUAGUCACUGGAUAUAGCAAAUGCAUUCUAGCAGAAUUUGAUUAUAACCUUAAGCCAUUAGAAACAUUUCCAAUAAACCAGGGAAAUGAAUUGCGCAGCAUGUUUUUCAUGAAGAAACAUGCACUUCCAUUUAUUUACUGGAAUUUAAUGCUUAAAGGUUACUGGAACGGCCCAAAAAUUAUAAGGAAAAUUAUGCACUUUGGUCUUGAUUAAAUUAAGUUAAAUAAUAAAAAUACUACUUAAAGUCUAGAGUUAU
Molecule: messenger RNA, 1338 nt
Organism: Myzus persicae (green peach aphid)
Lineage: Eukaryota; Metazoa; Arthropoda; Insecta; Hemiptera; Aphididae
Product: sulfide:quinone oxidoreductase, mitochondrial-like
Exons: 1
Coding region: 30-1295 (421 amino acids)
Cellular component (GO): mitochondrion
Molecular function (GO): sulfide:quinone oxidoreductase activity; FAD binding
Source: RefSeq, a predicted model, not a curated record